Molecule: messenger RNA, 976 nt
Organism: Pongo pygmaeus (Bornean orangutan)
Lineage: Eukaryota; Metazoa; Chordata; Mammalia; Primates; Hominidae
Product: putative olfactory receptor 2B8
Exons: 1
Coding region: 389-976 (195 amino acids)
Biological process (GO): G protein-coupled receptor signaling pathway
Cellular component (GO): membrane
Molecular function (GO): G protein-coupled receptor activity; olfactory receptor activity
Source: RefSeq, a predicted model, not a curated record
AUGCUUGGUUUUGACAGAAAACAUGUGCUAACAAAGAAUGGAUCAGAAAAAUGGAAGUUCUUUCACUGGAUUUAUCCUACUGGGUUUCUCUGAGAGGCCUCAGCUGGAGCUAGUCCUCUUUGUGGUUCUUUUGAUCUUCUAUAUCUUCACUUUGCUGGGGAACACAACCAUCAUUGUAUUGUCUCACUUGGACCCACAUCUUCACACCCCUAUGUAUUUUUUCCUCUCCAACCUAAGCUUUCUGGAUCUGUGUUACACUACCAGCAUUGUUCCACAGCUCCUGGUUAAUCUCAGGGGAGCAGACAAAUCAGUCUCCUAUGGUGGUUGUGUAGUUUAGCUGUACAUCUCUCUAGGCUUGGGAUCUACAGAAUGCGUUCUCUUAGGAGUGAUGGCAUUUGACCGCUAUGCAGCUGUUUGCAGGCGCCUCCACUACACAGUAAUCAUGCACCCUCGACUGUAUGUGCUGAUGGCUUCUACUUCAUGGCUCAUUGGUUUUGACAACUCCCUAUUGCAGACGGUGCUCAUUUUCCUUUUACCACUUUGUGGAAGAAAUAAAUUAGAACACUUUCUUUGUGAGGUUCCUCCAUUGCUCAAGCUUGCCUGUGUUGACACUACUAUGAAUGAAUCUGAACUCUUCUUUGUCAGUGUCAUCAUUCUUCUUGUACCUGUUGCAUUAAUCAUAUUCUCCUAUAGUCGGAUUGUCAGGGCAGUCUUGAGGAUAAAGUCAGCAACAGGGCAGAGAAAAGUGUUUGGGACAUGUGGCUCCCACCUCACAGUGGUUUCCCUGUUCUACGGCACAGCUAUCUAUGCUUACCUCCAGCCCAGCAACAACUACUCUCAGGAUCAGGGCAAGUUCAUCUCUCUCUUCUACACCAUCAUUACACCCAUGAUCAACCCCCUUAUAUAUACACUGAGGAACAAGGAUGUGAAAAGAGCACUUAAGAAGGUGCUCUGGAAGGACUAUGACUCCAGAUGA